This is a messenger RNA of Ipomoea nil (Japanese morning glory), 3167 nucleotides long. RefSeq names its product serine/threonine-protein kinase CTR1-like. The record is from RefSeq and is a predicted model, not a curated record. Gene Ontology annotation, molecular function: protein kinase activity; ATP binding. Gene Ontology annotation, biological process: protein phosphorylation. The transcript has 16 exons. The coding region runs from base 228 to 2777 and encodes 849 amino acids. NCBI's taxonomy places the organism in Eukaryota, Viridiplantae, Streptophyta, Magnoliopsida, Solanales, Convolvulaceae.
AUUAUUAUCAUCGUACCACCCGAAUUCUCAGAAUAUUACGAUUGCGCCACCAACUGAAAACGUCAUAGUAAUUUCUUUCCUCUCUCCGACAAGUGUGAACGCCAUAAGAGCUGGACAGUGAGAGGAGGUGAUGACUGAUGAGGAUCAGUGAUACUGAGAUGGUGAUUGCUAGGGUUUCUAGGGUUUUUUGAUUUCGGAUUUCAGUGGUUUACUUUUUUUUUUUUUCGAUGGAAAUGCCGGGUAGGCGAUCGAAUUAUACUUUGUUGAAUCAGAUUCCGGACGAUAACUUCCACCAGCCGCCGCCUCAUCUUUUGCCCAAGAUUGCGGGGGCUGCAGCUGGGGCGCCGUAUCACGAGUCUCUGUCUGGGGAGAAGAGUAAGGGGAAAGGAUCCGAUUCUGACUUGAUUGAUAAUCGGAUGAAUCAAGCUCAGAGUCGGAUCGGGGCUUCCGGGUACCCGGUUUCCAUCGCUCUGCAGAGGCAGUCUAGCGGGAGUAGUUUCGGGGAGAGCUCCAUCUCCGGGGAAUACUGCAUACCGUCGCUAUCGAAUCCCGAUGCAUCUUAUGGGCAAUUGAAUGACGGUAUUGGUGGGCUAAAAGCGGCGGAAGUCUCCUCCGUAGGCGGUGGUGGCUCAUCUUCGUCCAAGAGUUGGGCGCAGCAAACUGAAGAGAGUUAUCAGAUGCAGCUCGCGCUGGCGUUACGGCUUUCCUCAGAAGCUACCUGUGCAGAGGAUCCCAACUUUUUGGAUCCCGUGCCAGAUGAGCCGGCAUCAAGGUCUUCAGCUUUAACUGUCUCAGCAGAGGCCAUGUCGCAUAGAUUCUGGGUAAAUGGAUGCUUAUCAUACUUUGACAAAAUUCCUGAUGGCUUUUACUUGAUUCAUGGGAUGGAUCCAUAUGUGUGGAUUGUUUGCUCUGAUCUGCAAGAAAGUGGGCGUAUUCCAUCACUUGAAUCAUUAAAGGCUGCUGAUCCAUCCAUACUACCUUCAGUUGAAGUGACUUUGAUUGAUCGACGUACUGAUCCCAGCUUAAAGGAAUUACAAAAUCGCAUUCAUAAUCUGUCCCCUAGUUGCAUCACAACAAAAGAGGUUGUUGACCAGCUUGCAAAGCUUGUUUGCAAUCACAUGGGGGGCGCAGCUUCUGCUGGAGAAACUGACUUGGUUCCUAUCUGGAAGGAGUGCAGAGAUGACCUAAAGGAUUGUUUAGGAUCCAUAGUGAUUCCCAUUGGUAACUUGUCUGUUGGCCUUUGCAGGCACCGCUCUUUGCUGUUCAAAGUACUUGCUGACACUAUUGAUUUGCCUUGUCGAAUUGCCAAGGGUUGUAGGUAUUGUAAUCGGGAUGAUGCUUCCUCCUGUCUUGUUCGAUUUGGCCUUGACAGGGAAUACCUUGUUGAUUUGGUUGGAAUGCCAGGAUGUUUAUGCGAACCCGAUUCAAUGCUAAAUGGUCCAUCUUCCAUUUCGAUUUCUUCUCCAUUACGCUUCCCCAGAUUCAAACAAGUUGAACCUUGGAUUGAUUUCAAGUUAUUGGCCAAGCAGUAUUUCUCAGAUUGCCAAUCACUUAAUCUUGUGUUCAAUGAUUCUUCUACAGGGACUACUGUUAGUGGAGAUGCUGGUGUUCCAGUUUUUCCUAAACAGGCAGAUAGUGGUGGCAUGGAUAGGAACUGCUUUAUUCCUAGUUCGAGCAAUCAAGAGGAAAUUUCUAGGUUUCCUCUACCACCAACUAAUGCCCAGAGAAUGGGGGGUGGUGUAGAAUCACAACGAGCCGGAAUGUAUGGUCCUAAUAUCAUAAACUCAAUGAACGUGGGCAGAGAUGUUCAACUGCCUAUAAUUCGACCUGACCCAAGGUUAGAUUCAACUAAAGACACAAGGUUUACAGAUGGAGGUCAACUAGCUCUGCGUAAACCAAAGGAGCUUGUAAUUGAUGUAGAAGACCUGGAUAUUCCUUGGACUGACCUUGUUCUGAAAGAGAGAAUUGGUGCAGGUUCUUUUGGUACAGUUCAUCGUGCUGAUUGGCAUGGAUCUGAUGUUGCUGUGAAGAUUCUCAUGGAACAAGAUUUUCAUCCUGAGCGAUACCAUGAAUUUUUGCGGGAGGUUGCAAUCAUGAAACGCUUGCGCCAUCCAAAUAUUGUUCUUUUCAUGGGUGCUGUUACACAGCCUCCAAAUUUGUCAAUAGUUACAGAAUAUUUAUCAAGAGGUAGUUUAUAUAGACUUCUACACAAACAUGGUGCAAGGGAGGCAUUGGAUGAGAAGCGGCGGCUUUGUAUGGCUUAUGAUGUGGCGAAGGGGAUGAAUUAUCUUCAUAAACGAAAUCCACCGAUUGUUCAUCGAGAUUUAAAAUCUCCAAAUCUUUUAGUUGACAAGAAGUAUACAGUGAAGGUGUGUGAUUUUGGCCUUUCCCGCUUAAAAGCAAACACAUUUCUUUCAUCAAAGUCGGCUGCUGGAACUCCAGAGUGGAUGGCACCUGAAGUUCUCCGCGAUGAACCAUCUAAUGAAAAAUCAGAUGUGUAUAGUUUUGGAGUAAUUUUAUGGGAGCUGGCUACAUUGCAACAGCCCUGGGGUAAUUUGAAUCCUGCACAGGUUGUGGCAGCUGUUGGCUUUAAGGGCAAAAGGCUUGAAAUUCCACAUGAUUUGAAUCCCCAAGUUGCGGCAAUUAUUGAGGCUUGCUGGGCGAAUGAGCCAUGGAAACGCCCUUCCUUUUCAACUAUUAUGGAUUUGUUGAGACCGUUGAUUAAACUUCCUGUAACACCCCAGCCAGGUCGUACUGACAUGCAAUUGCUCACAUGAAUGCAUGAAAGUACAUACGAAGUUGGAUAUCUGCACAUAGUGUUUGGCAUUCUUUGUUUUUCAGCUUCUUUUGGAGGGAUGCUGCUUCAAUUAUGUGAGGCUGAAUUUUGUAAAUACUAGUUCAGGUAGCCCGUUGAGAAACAAUCAGCAGCAGCGUGCAUGUAUAAUUUCUUCCAUUAAGACACCGAUUUGCCGAAUGUUGUACUACUCCAGCAAUCAUUUAUAAUUAUUUUUUUCUCUCUUUCAAAAUUUAACUACUGAUUUUGUAUCAAUAAACACUGCAAUUUUAAAUUGGGUUGGGAAAUUCACACCAUUCAAGCGCCGGAAUGGUGAAAGAUUUCAUGCAACUUCUUUCUGAGAGAUCGUUAAUGUUAACUAUUUUUUUGGUCC